CAAUUAAAGACAUUAAUAAUUAAUAUUAAACCGAGAUUUCUUCGCUUGGCAACGUACACCUUGAUUUUCACAUUAGUAGUAAAUGCCAAAUAUAAAGUAAUUUAUUGAAAAAAAUAUAUAUAAAAAUUUUAGAUGAAAAAUAAUGUUAAUAGAAUUGAAUCUUCAAAAUUUAACGCAAAUAUUCUGGACCAUCAUCUUUGUAUUAAAUUUGUAUGUAGUAUUGUUGUUGUAUCGCAUGUCAAGAAUAUACCGUUCCGAGAGGAGAAUCAAAUUACUUGAGGCCGCCAACAUCCGAGAGCACAUCGAAUUUAUGCGUAGUCGUCCGGAAAAGUCCACAUCGUCGUCCUUCUCAGCAACUGGCAAUUUCACGACACGGAGUCGCUUUUUCGAACAAUUCUUAGACUCAGACCCGUCACAGUUGCGCUCAUGCAUGCACAUACGUUCCAACUUCCGUUCGAACUCCUCGACCACGGCGGUCGAUGAGGAGCCCGAACCCAAGCAGCAUGCGCAACGCUUCCGUACGCAAAAGCAACAACAAAAUCAAUGUACCAAACAACUGCAAAUGGAAUUGCAACAAAAGUAUCAGAAAGCACAAAAACAAAGACAACAGCAAGAACAACUACUGGCACAACAAAAGCCGAAUCCAACGCGCUACCGCGAGAGUAGUGUAAUGAGACAGCAACCGCUACCGCUCAGAGAAUCCAAAGCAUUUGACGAACCCAUCAUUACUGUAGACAACUCCAAAACGGACGAUGAGCACACGCUCUAUAUAUCGGAUAGUUUCGGACGUGUAGUGCAUGAGAUACCAUUUCGGGAAUGUGAUUACAUGGAUGCGCUGCAAGUGGUGCUGGGCGAUCAGCGUUGGAAGAUCAAAAAAGCAUGGAAUGAACGUGCCAAUUGAGCCCAGAUGUCUUCUAACACAAAACUAAACUAACUAAAAAAUUCCGUCCCUAUAUGUACAUAUAUUCGAUUACUAAAAGCUUUCUUUUCGGUCGUUUAAAUGAUGUGAAGUUUUGCGUGUAGUCUUUUGUGUGUACUUGUCUGGAAUAUGCUUGGGUAGUAAUAAAUGAUGAAAGUUCAAUGAGA
Molecule: messenger RNA, 1086 nt
Organism: Zeugodacus cucurbitae (melon fly)
Lineage: Eukaryota; Metazoa; Arthropoda; Insecta; Diptera; Tephritidae
Exons: 1
Coding region: 143-901 (252 amino acids)
Source: RefSeq, a predicted model, not a curated record